CCGGAAGAGCGCCACAGACUCCACAUCCGCCACAUCCGCCACAUCCGCCACCUCCAACUCCGCCUCCACCUCCCGCAGCAUCAGCAACAACAACAGUAACUCCAGCAGCACAUCCGCACCUGCAUCCGCAUCAGUGAGCUGGCCAAUGGGCCGGCUGAGCCAUCAGUUGCGCCACCUGCUCAUCGUGGGACUGCUGCUGUGCCUCACCGGCGGCCUGGUGCAGGGGCGACGUCAUGCCCCGCUCAUGUUCGAGGAGUCCGACACAGGCAGGCGAUCCAAUCGACCAGCGGUCACCGAAUGCCAGUUUGGCAAAGUUCUCCGUGAGUUGGGCUCGACCUGGUAUGCGGAUUUGGGACCACCCUUCGGGGUGAUGUACUGCAUCAAAUGCGAAUGUGUGGCGAUACCCAAGAAGCGCCGCAUCGUUGCACGCGUCCAGUGUCGCAACAUUAAGAACGAAUGCCCGCCGGCCAAGUGCGACGAUCCCAUCUCGCUUCCCGGCAAAUGCUGCAAGACCUGUCCCGGUGAUCGCAAUGAUACGGAUGUGGCCUUGGAUGUGCCAGUGCCCAACGAGGAGGAGGAGCGCAACAUGAAACAUUACGCUGCGCUGCUGACGGGCCGUACAUCUUAUUUCCUCAAGGGUGAGGAAAUGAAGUCCAUGUAUACCACCUACAAUCCGCACAACAUUGUGGCCACCGCCCGUUUCCUGUUCCACAAGAAGAACCUCUACUACUCCUUCUACACAUCGUCGCGCAUCGGACGCCCGCGGGCCAUUCAGUUCGUCGACGAUGCCGGCGUCAUACUCGAGGAGCAUCAGCUGGAGACGACCCUCACGGGCACCCUCAGUGUCUACCAGAAUGCCACGGGGAAGAUCUGCGGCGUGUGGCGCCGCGUGCCCAGGGACUACAAGCGCAUACUGCGCGACGACCGCCUGCACGUGGUCCUGCUGUGGGGCAACAAGCACCAGUCGGAGCUGGCCCUGGCCGGGAAGAUAGCCAAGUACACGGCCCUGCAGACGGAGCUGUUCAGCUCGCUGCUGGAGCCGCCCCAGAGCCUGCCCGGCGGCAAGGUCGACCCCAUGCUGGCCGGAGCUGGCGGCACGGCCAUUGUGUCGACCAGCAGCGGAGCGGCCUCCUCCAUGCACCUGACGCUGGUCUUCAACGGCGUCUUCGGGUCGGAGGAGUUCGCGGACGCCGCUCUCAGCGUGAAGAUCGAGCUGCCGGAGCGCAAGGAGCUGAUAUUCGAUGAGGUGCCGCGCGUGCGUAAGCCCUCGGCCGAGAUCAAUGUGCUGGAGCUCUCCUCGCCCAUCUCCAUCCAGAAUCUGCGCCUGAUGUCCCGCGGCAAACUGCUGCUCACAAUCGAGUCCAAGAAGUACCCACAGCUGCGCAUCCAGGGCCACAUUGUGACGCGGGCCAGCUGCGAGAUCUUCCAGACACUGCUGGCGCCACACAACGCCGAGUCCGCGACCCGUAGCAGCGGCCUGGCCUGGGUCUACCUCAACACGGACGGAUCGCUGGCCUACAACAUCGAGACGGACCACGUGAACACCCGCGACCGCCCCAACAUCAGCCUCGUGGAGGAGCAGGGCAAGCGCAAGGCCAAGCUGGAGGAUCUCACGCCCAGCUUCAACUUCAACCAAGCCAUCGGCAGCGUGGAGAAGCUCGGGCCCAAGGUGCUCGAGUCCCUCUACGUCGGGGAGCUGGGGGUCAACGUGGGCACCGAGCAUGAGGCCAGCCUUAUCCGGGGCCGCCUGGUGCCGCGCCCUGUGGCCGAUGCCCGCGACUCCGCCGAGCCCAUUCUGCUGAAGCGACAGGAGCACUCGGGUGUGGCAGCCGGCAACAAUCAGUCUGGCCAUGCCAUGGGCAUGGCCUGGAUGUCCAUCGACAACGAGUGCAAUCUCCACUACGAGCUGACGCUGAGCGGAGUGCCGCCGCAGGACCUGCAGCUGUACCUGGAGGAGAAGCCGAUCGAGGCCAUCGGCGCACCGGUGACCCGGAAGCUGCUCGAGGAGUUCAACGGCUCCUACCUCGAGGGCUUCUUCCUGAGCAUGCCCUCCGCGGAGCUGAUCAAGCUGGAGAUGAGUGUCUGCUACCUGGAGCUGCACUCCAAGCACUCCAAGCAGCUCCUGCUGCGCGGCAAGCUGAAGAGCACCAAGGUGCCCGCCCACUGCUUCCCCGUCUACACCGACAACAAUGUGCCCGUGCCCGGCGACCACAACGACAACCACCUGAUCAACGCGGAGACCAAGUGCUUCCACUCUGGCCGCUUCUACAACGAGUCCGAGCAGUGGCGUAGCGCCCAGGACGCCUGCCAGAUGUGCGCCUGCCUGCGGGGACAGUCCAACUGCGAGGUGAUCAAGUGCCCGGCCCUCAAGUGCCGCCUCUCCGAGCAGCUGCUGCAGCGCGAGGGCGAAUGCUGUCCAAGCUGCGUGCCCAAGCGGGAGACGACCGCCGCCUCGGACUGGACACAGGCCCAGGGGUCAUCCCCAUCCGCCCCAUCCUCGCCUGCAGUCAAUGGCAGCGAUGUGCUGCUGCAGCAGCAACAGCGUCGCGGCUGCCGGCUGGGUGACCAGUUCCAUGCUGCCGGCGCCAGCUGGCAUCCCUUCCUGCCGCCCAAUGGCUUCGACACUUGCACCACCUGCAGCUGCGACCCCCUGACUCUGGAGAUCCGCUGCCCGCGGCUCGUCUGCCCACCGCUGCAGUGCAGCGAGAAGCUGGCCUACCGCCCGGACAAGAAGGCCUGCUGCAAGGUCUGUCCCGAGGGCAAGCAGAGCAGCCCGGCCGGUGGCAAGGUCGCCCCAAACAAUCCCAAUGUGCUGCAGGAUCAGGCCAUGCAGCGUUCCCCGCAGCACAGUGCAGAGGAUGUCCUGGCUGCCGGUGGCUGCAAGGUGGUCAACAAGGUCUACGAGAACGGCCAGGAGUGGCAUCCCAUACUGAUGUCGCAUGGCGAGCAGAAGUGCAUCAAGUGCCGCUGCAAGGACUCCAAGGUGAACUGCGAUCGGAAGCGCUGCUCGCGAUCCACCUGCCAGCAGCAGACGCGGGUCUCCAGCAAGCGACGCCUCUUCGAGAAGCCCGACUCCGCCCCGGCGCUGGACGAGUGCUGUUCGACGCAAUGCCGUCGCUCGAGGCGUCACCACAAGCGCCAGCCGCACCACCAGCAGCGCUCCAAUGCCGCCGGCUCCAGCAGUUGAGCGCGGAUGCGUCGAGACCAGCGGGAAAGCGAAGGAUUCUUGGGCUACACACACACUUAGUGCGGCGUGUGCCGAGCCAGAGGCACCUACCAACACACACACACACACACACACAUAUACACACACACAUUGCACACACUUAUGCGGGGUUGCCUAGAUCGUUGUUGUUUUGUGGCAACAAUGGAAACUUGUAUUAUAUAAACGAAUGGGAGAGCGCAGAAAAAU
Drosophila subobscura is the source of this 3412-nucleotide messenger RNA. RefSeq names its product dorsal-ventral patterning protein Sog (gene sog). Gene Ontology annotation, molecular function: protein binding. The coding region runs from base 146 to 3187 and encodes 1013 amino acids. The transcript has 7 exons. Gene Ontology annotation, biological process: multicellular organism development. NCBI's taxonomy places the organism in Eukaryota, Metazoa, Arthropoda, Insecta, Diptera, Drosophilidae. The record is from RefSeq and is a predicted model, not a curated record.